GAUGCCGAGUACUGUGAACCCCGGGCCUGUCUGGGUACGGCAUUGCCUAUUAUCAGUCUUUCUCUUCCCACUGGUAUGGCAAACAAGUAACUAUUCGCAGGAAGGAAGCUAUCAGAGCCCAAGUCAAAUUCAUUGUUGGCUUGGAGAAAUUUCGAAAAAACCGGGCCAAGGGUGAACGUUGUACAAAAUUGAACCCCAGCAGUAAACGUAUAUAGAACGGGCAGCAUCACAUCACAAGAUACACGGCUUGACGUCUGCCGUAGUAGCCUGCUGCUACAGUUUUACACAUCCCCCCAUGCAUCAACCACGUCCUUCCGCCAUCCCUGAUUUUUACUAUGCCCUCUUUGGUUUCUACGAACCAGCAUUGACUCUGCUCGGUUUCAUCGGCACUCUCCAUGAUCCUGUAUCAGCUCAUAAUACCCAAGCGCCCUGGCCAACUGGCAGUUCGCCUCCAGAGGCUAUACCGAAAGCUUCUAUCGUGACAGUCGUACAACUCGCCCAUGUUUGUGCCCUCAUCGGCGUAGUCAACUUUUUCGUUUUAUCCGCUGCAAGAAAGCACUUGUCUGUGCAGCCUGCUCUGCAGGAGCAAAUCGUCAAUGCACUCCUGACUCCGCUUCUGGUUGGCGAUGCCAUGCAUUUAUACGUAACGGUGUGGGCCUUGGGUGAGGAGCGAUGGGAAAUCAGAAACUGGACGCCCAUGUUAUGGACCACAGUUGUACUAGGCUUGACUUUGAUGAUACCUAGGAUCAUGUGGCAUCUUGGCAUUUGGCGUUACGUUCACAGAAGGGAUGCGCCGAGCAUCAAAGGUGUGAAAGACGGCUACACGCAGAGCAGCGCUAAAGAGUAAGCUCCUAGUGUGCAAGGCGAUAACAGAAUGGGCUAUUGGUGUAAAGCAUUUUCAGUUAUUCUUGAUUUAUAGAUGGAAACAACAUAUUAUUGGAUGUACAAAUACUGAUCUCCUCUUUCUCUCACGUUGUUUACUGUAGAUAAUUUCAGCCGCAAAUACCACGAAUUACAGGAGAACAGGGUAUCACAAACUGGAGAUACAUCUUCCUUUAGUCACAGAGAUUGUUUAAAUGAAAAUAACCACUCUCGAUUCACCG
Molecule: messenger RNA, 1103 nt
Organism: Serpula lacrymans var. lacrymans S7.9
Lineage: Eukaryota; Fungi; Basidiomycota; Agaricomycetes; Boletales; Serpulaceae
Exons: 3
Coding region: 296-847 (183 amino acids)
Source: RefSeq, a predicted model, not a curated record